AUCAGCUGCUUACAACCAUCUUAUAAUUUCCGAAUAGAAUGGUACGAGAGUCGUGAAUUUCAUCAAAAACCACAAUCUUUAUAUCCGAAAACAUUCUGUCCAUCACAGAUAUGUUCAUUUCAACAGAACAUAGACUGUAUUCCUUAUGUACUGUGAUAUUGGAAAUCAUUGUUGUUAACUUUCAAUUGUCUUCAUUCUGAAAAUCUAUUUCGGUUCUUACAUUUCUGGUCUUUUUCUUUUUCUAUUCGCACACAUAUUGCAGAUCAAAAUCUUUUAUUGUUUUAUGAUUACUUGGUGAAUGUUAUUCGUCAAACAGACAAGGAUACAUUGAUAUUUUACGAGAGUGUAACUUAUGGAAUAUUUUUUCCAUUUGUCAAUGGAAUACCUGGUACUGGCAUGCAACGUGUUCCUGGUCUAUUACAAGAUGAGAUGGCCAGAAAGAAGAGUGUAUUAUCUUAUCAUUACUACUGUUGUCUAUUGCAAUCGACACCAGCUACAGAGCAUAUGCCAUCAUGGAAACGAUAUUUGUGUGAUCAGCUUCUCUUAAAUUAUACAUUCAAAAAUGUGAGAAGUAUAGUUCAAUCCACUGGUGGCGGACGGUUUUUAACAGAAUUCGGUCUAUGUCUUCCUGAUGGUAAUCCAGAUUCAAUAAAUACGGUUGAAUGUAAUGCUGUGCUGAAUGCAGCAGAUAGGAACUUCGAAUCAUGGACGUACUGGGACGGAUAUGAAUUAUUUUCUAACUUAAAUGUAGAAAACAUUUCCGUAGGUUUUGUAAUUGAUAAUAUCUUUUUUGAAUUUAUGUCAAAUUUCUUAUUGAAGUCAUUAUGUUCUGUACGGUGAAGGAAUUUAUAAUUUUCAUUCUGAACAGUGUCAUCAGUAUAAUUAGAACAACAUCAGUAAGCGAACAAUAUUGUUUUCAAUUAGAUCGUCAUCAGGCUUUACUCUA
This is a messenger RNA of Schistosoma rodhaini, 946 nucleotides long. NCBI's taxonomy places the organism in Eukaryota, Metazoa, Platyhelminthes, Trematoda, Strigeidida, Schistosomatidae. The record is from the annotation of a GenBank genome assembly.